Messenger RNA from Rhizopus microsporus ATCC 52813, 2468 nucleotides. RefSeq lists its product as uncharacterized. The coding region runs from base 67 to 2208 and encodes 713 amino acids. Gene Ontology annotation, biological process: actin filament organization; cell motility. Gene Ontology annotation, cellular component: plasma membrane. NCBI's taxonomy places the organism in Eukaryota, Fungi, Mucoromycota, Mucoromycetes, Mucorales, Rhizopodaceae. The transcript is spliced from 8 exons. The record is from RefSeq and is a predicted model, not a curated record.
CUGCAACAGUGAUUAUGCGUCACGUGUUAACUUUAUUUUCCCACUUUUUUUUUAUCAGUAGCUGUAAUGGCACAAGCAUAUGAUCUGGACAAACAGCCUUCACCUCAAGAAGCAGAAUACCUCGUCAAGAGGCUUUCUUCUGGCUUUAGUCUAUCAGAAUAUACAAAUCAACCACUGACACCUAUGGAUGACAAAUCCUUAAAAAUCACUACAUUCUCUCUUCAGCGAUACUUGAAAGAAAAGGAUUUUGCAACUGAAUUUCUGGAAAGAGGAGGUCUUGCUUCUUUAUGCGAAAUCAUUCGAAACUCAAGUGGAAACACUUUAGCUUAUGCUCUCAACUCAUUUCUUUCCUUAAUGGAGCAUAACUCUGGCUGGGAAACACUCGAUGACGACUUCGUUGCCAUCAUCACUCAUAUUGUAGUCACUCAACCUUUAUCGACAAUCGCACGUCCUGCCAUAGCUAUUCUCGAAAAACUCGUAUGUGCCAACAAAAAUACAGAAGGAGAAACAAAACCAGCCAUCGACUGCUUCGGAUACCCUACAAUUCACAGAGCAAUGCAAAGGGAGCCUGACUUGAUAAAGACACUUGUCGAGCGAUUGUUAAGUCCAGAAUACUUGUUAUCAACAGCAAGCUUAUCUCUACUGAUAGCCAUGUUAAGGCACGUCACAGAUGAGUAUCGAAGUGAGCUGUCAAAUACUUUUGAAAAAUCCAAUUUAAAAAAGAAUGUCUUGAGGUUGAUGAAGAAUCAUCCUACGGAUGCAUUAAAGCUCAUGAUACUAGAUUACCAAACUGUAUAUCUUCAAAAUAUCAAUAAGCGACAUAAUGUGGCGGUUUCAACAUAUAAUGCUUAUCAUGUCAGUAUGUUAAAGGAUAUAUGGAAUGCUGCCAAAGUGGAUGGCAUAGCUGUACCUGGACUCAAGAAAUGGAAAAAGAUUGGAUUUUCGUCUGAAGUUCCCCAAAGAGAAUUUGGAAGAACUGGUGUAUUUGGCCUUGAGGAAAUGCAUUCUUUUGUAAUGAAUAAUCAGGGUUUAUUUUCAAAACUAAUUUUGGAACAAAUUCAUAGGCCAGACGGAAAAAGAUGUCCCUUUGCAAAGGCCAGUAUUGAAGUGACUGAUCUAUUAUGUAGCCACUGGAACGUGAGUUCUUCCAAUACACCAGCUGUGUUUCAACCGCUUAUACUCGAAUUUGACCAUGUUCAUGCUACCACACUACAAACCUUUUUCAGAAUUUUUCAUGACAUGGAAGCUUCCACUUAUGAUUUUUCCAAAGUAUCAGCACUCGUACGCAGUCAGCUUCGAUCCACACUUAAUAACGAUGCAGUAAAAGAUGUCCAAGAGUUUGACAGGAGUAUGUUUGGUACACCUUAUCAAGUGAUCCGUGACCGUCGAUUGAAGGAAUUGGAGUGGGCAGAUGAUCUAUUAGGAAGAGAUGCGAUAAGUAAUUUACGUUCACGACUUUCUAAACAAUCCUACGAAUUUUUGAAAAAGCAGCGAAUAAGCUGCUUACUUGAAGGUGCAUGGUUUCCUAGUCCGCUUGCUACUCCCAGAAUGUCAGUGAUAGUGAGUAAUAAUAAUCCUUUACUAUCCACUCCAUCUUCUGGGUCAACAUCAUCAAAUAAUGCACUCGGUAUGAAUGCACCAUCAACAGCAUCAGGGAAAAAAUGGAGAUACUAUAAACUUAGUGCUUCUAAAAAAUGCAUCAUGUAUGGUGACUUUUCAGAGCGAAUUGCGCCUGUCUUGCGAAACUAUGACAAAUUACCUCACCGUAUAGACCUUAGCGCAGUGCAUGAAAUAAGGCCGAUAAGGAAGUUCUCAUCAGCUGGGUUCUCUCACAAUACAACCGCAGCUUCCUCAAUAACAGGGUCAUCUAUCGAUCUGCUAAAUGGUAGUAGUCUAAAUGGUAGUAGUAGUAAUACAAAUCUAUCCUUUGCAUUAUACAAUGACAAAAAUCUGCCACUAGCUGAAUUCCAUUGCUCUUCAGCAAAAGAAGCAGCGGAAUGGAAGGAUGGCUUUAGUAUGCUACUGGACAAUCGAUUCAUAAGUAAAGAGACAGCCGAACUUUUCCAUACUUUAACUGAAGUAGGCGUCAAGGUAAAGCUACUUCAGAUAGCAGGCGACAGAGUAGAGAUCCCACAUGGCGCAGUGGAAAUUCCACCUGUUCCUCCUGGGCUAGGAUCAGGAUUUUUCUAUGAUGCCAUUGAAUCCUGAAUAAAACAAGAAUUGUCACUUCUCUUUCCGUUUUUUAUAGUCGAGUGUUUUUACCACAUACUUGGCUGAUUACACACGACAUGACAUCAGCAGGCUAUUGUCUCCUAGAGGGUACAUUAAAGAGAAUGCUUAUCAAUAGUCUAUCAGUAAUACACCUCCCCCCUCCCUUCAUGGUUGAUAGAACAUACUAUUUCCUCAUCAAUGAAAAAUGAAUCUAUUUAGGGUUAUUGAUCAAAAAGGGGUCUAAGCAAAUAGGCGCC